ACCAAAGCACCGAUUACAGAGGACGCAGCAUUUACUUGCAGGCGACAUUAAAGUGGAUUUACUGAACACCUGCAUGGGGACACUGUGAGCUUUUAUUCGUUUUUUUCUCUUUUUGUCGUCUGCUGGGAAACAAAUUGGAAACUGGAAUGGAACUGAAUCUGUCGAAGAAUGUGAUUUCCUGUGGGGACCCAGGUGGGAUGAAUUUGGACAGAAUCUCAGAGGCUGUGAGAGCACCGCCGCCCCGCGACGUGGCCGCCGCGUUUCAUUUACAGAGAACUUCAAACAGCAGAGAAACUUUAGAGAACUCAAGCAGCGAGUCUUCAGACACAGAGUUGGCAGAAAAGGAUAGGAGCGCAGAGCACAGGAGCGAUGACGGGAACCCGGACGACCCCAAGAAGAAGAAGCAGCGACGACAGCGGACUCACUUCACCAGUCAGCAGUUGCAGGAGCUCGAAGCCACUUUUCAGAGGAACCGCUACCCGGAUAUGAGCACCAGGGAAGAGAUUGCCGUGUGGACGAACCUGACCGAGGCCAGAGUGCGGGUGUGGUUCAAAAACCGCCGGGCCAAGUGGAGGAAGCGGGAGCGGAACCAGCAGAUGGACCUGUGCAAAAACAGCUACUUGCCGCAGUUCAGCGGCCUCAUGCAGCCGUAUGACGACAUGUACCCGGCUUAUACCUACAACAACUGGACCAAUAAGGGCCUCACCCCUGCGCCGCUGUCUACCAAAAACUUCACGUUCUUCAACUCCAUGAGUCCCCUCACCUCGCAGUCCAUGUUUUCAGCACCCAACUCUAUCUCUUCCAUGACUAUGGCGUCCGGGAUGGGUCAUUCCGCAGUGCCGGGUAUGCCCACCCCGGGGCUCAACAACAUCAGUAACCUGAACGGGAUCGGAACGUCCGGCAUCAACUCAGCCAUGUCGUCAUCCACUUGCCCGUAUGGGCCUCCCGGCUCUCCGUACAGCGUUUACCGGGACACUUGCAACUCCAGUCUGGCCACUCUGAGACUCAAGUCCAAACAACAUCCAACAUUUGGAUACAGCGGCCUCCAGAGCCCCGGCUCCAGCCUGAACGCGUGUCAGUACAACAGCUGACGGGCAAAAUGCGGGACUUAAAUGUUGCAAAUCUAAAUAAAUAUAUAGCCUGUGUUUGUGAUGCACGGACACGGGGUCCGAUCCCCGUGAGCUGCCUGCGGAUGAGAAAGAAAUCAAAGACAACUGAACUGGAUUAGUUGCAAUCAGUUUAAAAAAAAAGAGAUAAAAGUGGAUUAUGCGGGUUACAUGUGUUUACCAGUGAACUUGCACAGCAAUUUAAAUGUCCAGGUGUUUUUGAUUUUUUUUUUAACUAUGAAGACGUGUUACAUUGCUGCAUUGUAAAUAUAUAAAUGUAAAUAUAUAUAUAUACAGGUUUUAACAUAUAAAACAGACGAUGGGAUUUUUUCUUUUUUGUGAUUAUAGCUUGUUUUUAAAGACUGAGUGGGAGGGAUCUAUGCCAAACAAGGAUCUGAAAAAAAAAAGUAAAAGUGUGACUAUAUGAGCAUAAUGAAACCAAAUUCAAUGCGAAGAGGGAAGAAAUUUUGCCUUUGUACAUAUUUUAUACUGCUUUCUGUGCUUUCUGUUUACAUGCAGGGUGCCACCGGCCCGUUUGACUACAUGACGCCCGCGGUUUAAAUUGCUUUUCAUUUUGUUUGUUGGAAAAAAAAAGAAAAAAAAGACGCAUGUUUAACUUGAC
This is a messenger RNA of Melanotaenia boesemani (Boeseman's rainbowfish), 1728 nucleotides long. RefSeq names its product paired-like homeodomain 1 (gene pitx1). The record is from RefSeq and is a predicted model, not a curated record. The transcript has 5 exons. NCBI's taxonomy places the organism in Eukaryota, Metazoa, Chordata, Actinopteri, Atheriniformes, Melanotaeniidae. Gene Ontology annotation, cellular component: nucleus. The coding region runs from base 147 to 1091 and encodes 314 amino acids. Gene Ontology annotation, biological process: regulation of transcription by RNA polymerase II; anatomical structure morphogenesis. Gene Ontology annotation, molecular function: RNA polymerase II cis-regulatory region sequence-specific DNA binding; DNA-binding transcription factor activity, RNA polymerase II-specific.